UCCCAAGAACAUGCAGAGAGGCUCAGUCCGGUGAUCCAACACUCAGCUCCGGAAUGUACUGGAUCGAUCCUGAUGGCCAAGGAAUUGGCGAUAGCCCCAUCUAUGUCUACUGUGAUAUGGCUAAAGGAUCGACAUCUAUCCUCCACGAUAGCGAAUCGCCUAUAAACGUGGGACACUGCACCGAUCCUGGAUGUUACUCCAGGCCCGUGAAUUACAACGCCAGCGUUAAACAAAUGACGGCAUUGGCUCAACUCUCAAAUGAAUGUCAUCAGUCUAUUAAAUAUGACUGCAAUUUUGCCCCCUUCGAACUAAACGAGGUCGCCUUUGGUUGGUGGAAUGACAAGGACGGAAAUUCCAAAUAUUUCUGGUCGGGUGGCAACACCGACACUCACACCUGUCAAUGCGGAAUCGAUGCAAAUUGCGUUGAAACUUACAUCAAGUGUAACUGCGACGCUGCUGCACCAGUACAACUAUCCGAUGACGGCGUCAUCACUGACAAGAGCAUUUUACCUAUCACGCGGCUGAAUUUUGGACGAACGCAGCUGGACACUUCAUCCGGUGUACACACCCUAGGUCGAUUCGAAUGCACGGGUCAAGUGGUCGUUAACGGCAUGCCAACAUCAUGCGAGGAUCUGUGGAGGAUCGGACACACUAUGAGCGGAUUGUAUUCCGUGAUGGGAGCUGAAAUGGUCGAAAGUGUCUACUGCGACUUUAAUAAACUUCCUAGCGAUCCCGGUUUCGAAACGUGGAUUGGAUUUGCAGACGUCAAAUCAGCCCCGGCGUAUUUUUAUGCUCAGAGAAACUCAAGUUUUAAUCAAAAAAACAUUCCAGUUCCUUUCGAUAUAGCAAAAGUCAAUAUCGGAGGUGCCAUGGAUUUGCAAACGGGAAAAUUUACGGCACCUCGAUCGGGAACAUACUUUUUCUCCGUAUCGGGAUUGGCGGUUAUUCCAGCAUCUUCAACUGAAAUGGGUUUCUGGAUAGGUAUAUAUUUGAAUGGUAAUCAAAUCGGAUCAGGUUAUUCCGGCGAGGUAAGCACAGCAAGUCAAUACCAACCGUAUUCUCAGCAAUCAACACUUAAUUUGGAAGCGGGAGAUCAAGUUUGGGUACAGAUAUGGCAAAUGUCAGCAGGAGUCUUUCUAUUUGACAAUAAUGUUCAUUUCACACACUUUAAUGGCUGGCUCCUACAGGAAAAUAUUUCAAAUUCGUUGAAUGCUAUGCAAAUGAUACGACACGAUUUAUUUUAAAAUGCCGAUAUUUGUAAGAUGAAAUGCUAUCAGGUCCUUAAUCCCGACUUAGAUAUAAUAACUUUUUUAAUCUCUAGAUUUCUCCAUGAAAACAAUUAAAAAUUUAAAUUAAAACCUGUGUAAGAAAAGAAAUAAAUUUCGUUCAGUCAGUUUGGUCUGUAGUUUGUCGCUGAACGUCGAUUCAACCUAAAAAUAACUACGUUAUCAACGAGCUUCCUAUUCCCGGUUUUCUACACCACUAACUUCACUAACCAAAAAUGACAGAUUUAUGCUUGACCUAUUCUUAACCCAUUCCGCGCAUUGCAUUUUCCAUUUCUAUUCUUAAAGGCUGUUUUGAUCAUCGUGAGUUGGCGAAUACAAAAUAGGACAAAAGACGAUAAAAAA
Molecule: messenger RNA, 1628 nt
Organism: Daphnia pulicaria
Lineage: Eukaryota; Metazoa; Arthropoda; Branchiopoda; Diplostraca; Daphniidae
Exons: 5
Coding region: 54-1244 (396 amino acids)
Molecular function (GO): protein binding
Source: RefSeq, a predicted model, not a curated record